Molecule: messenger RNA, 4164 nt
Organism: Candidozyma duobushaemuli
Lineage: Eukaryota; Fungi; Ascomycota; Pichiomycetes; Serinales; Metschnikowiaceae
Gene: PGA63
Product: Pga63p
Exons: 3
Coding region: 1-4164 (1387 amino acids)
Biological process (GO): endoplasmic reticulum organization; endoplasmic reticulum to Golgi vesicle-mediated transport; intracellular protein transport
Cellular component (GO): endoplasmic reticulum exit site; COPII vesicle coat
Molecular function (GO): protein binding; structural molecule activity
Source: RefSeq, a predicted model, not a curated record
AUGAAAAUCAAGGACAUAACACGUACCUCCACCUUUGUUUGGAGUUCAGACGUGAUCCCCUUGCUAGCAACAGGCUCUGUUGCUGGCGCUGUGGACCUCAACUUUUCCGCGUCCCUGACUCUUGAGAUCUUUGAUGUUUUUGACAAAGGUUAUGACCCCAUUUUCAGUGCUACUUUAGAGAACAAGUUCCACGCAUUGGCAUGGCUGAAACCCUUCGGAAACUACUCCAGAGGCUUGUUGGCCGGUGCUUUUGAAACCGGCGUGGUUGAAUUCUGGGACGCCGAGAAACUCAUCAGAACUCAGUCCUUGGAGGCUUCAUCGGUCCACAAAUCAUCAAAACAUUCCGGCGCGGUCAAAUGCUUAUCGUUCAACCCCCACCAGAACCACCUACUUGUGUCUGGAGGACAGAGGGGUGAGAUAUUAAUCUGGGAUGCUAGCACGUUUGCCGAGCCAUAUGCACCAGGUAGAGCCAUGGUGCCAAUGGAUGAAAUCACGUCUGUGGCGUGGAACAACUCUGUUAGCCAUAUCUUGGCUUCGACAUCCAACGGCGGCUACACCAGCAUCUGGGACUUAAAAGCAAAGAGGGAAGUUUUACACUUGCAAUACAACGGCGCUCUUGGUAAAGCCGACUUCUCGCAGGUUGCCUGGCACCCCACGCAGUCUACGAAAUUGAUCACUGCUAGUCAGAGUGAUUCGUGCCCAACCAUAAUGACUUGGGAUUUGAGAAAUGCCAGUGAACCUGAGGUUAUUCUCCAAGGUCAUGAGAAGGGUGUCUUGUCUUUGGACUGGUGUAAAAAGGACGCCGGCCUUUUGCUUUCUUCUGGCAAAGACAACUCUACCAAAUUGUGGAACCCUUUGACAGGCGAAAAGCUAGGUGACUACCCCACUGCCGCCAACUGGACUUUUUUGGUGAGCUUUGCUCCAAGUGCACCAGACGUGAUCGCAUCCGCUUCAUUUGAUGGCAAGAUUGUUGUUCAAACCUUACAAGACACCUCUCCACCAAUUUCACAGCAAGUCAAGGCUACUGACGAGAAUGAAUUCUGGUCUAACAUUUCUACUACGGACCAUCAGCAACCGCUGUUCGAAUUGAAACAGGCUCCACAGUGGCUUAAGAGACCAUGCUCAGCAUCAUUUGGUUUCGGGUCGAAAUUUGUGACAGUCAAAACUGUCGAUGGUAAGUCGGUAAUCAACAUUAGCAAGACCACCGCUGGAAAGGAACUUGUUGCUGAUAAGCUUACUCAGGCCCUCAAGAAUGGGGACUUCUCUGAACUUAUCUCCGAGAAGCUACACAACAAUCCUACGGAUAUUUCAGACUGGAAGAUUUUGGAUGCUUUGUCGAAGCAUGGAAAGGAGCAUUUCCUUAAGGAUAUCGUCGAUGGUUCUACCGAAGAGAGCGAUCAGAAGCAAUCGGCUCAAGAGUUGUCAGGUAGAAUUGAUAAUCUGAAUGGUGACGACUUUUUCAGCAACUUAUCCAACGAUGCUGCUCAGGGUUUCAACUCAUUAUCUACCGAGGGUUUUGCUCCAAGCGGUCCUUUCAAAAUCUUGGAUGGUUCUAAUAAUGAAAAAGAUGCUCGUUUGACUAAGCUUAUCUUGAGCAACAAAAUAGGCAGUGCUGUCGAUCAAUGUUUGAGUCAAGGAAGAUUGUUAGAAGCCUUGGUUUUGUCUCUAGACCAAGAUGAUGCAGUGAAAGACAAGGUCAAAGCUCAGUAUUUCAAAGAAACCAAUUCUGAUGUGUUAUCUCGGUUGAUCUUUUCUGCUUCAUCCAAAAGUGUGGUCGAUCUUGUUGCGAAUGCUGACAUCAGCAACUGGAAGGAAAUUGCGUCAAGCAUUUUCGCUUACUGUACUGACAAAACUGAAUUCAACUCAAAGAUCGUGGAAUUGGGUGACCGCAUUCUUGAAUCCCGCCAGUCAGCUGCUGAUCGCGAAAACGCAUUAGAAUGUUAUUUGGCAGGUGAGGCAUUAGACAAGGUUUCUGCACUUUGGUUGCAAGAGAUCCCACUGGAAGCCAAUAAUGGAAUUGUCGCUGAGGAUGGCGAGACUCCAUUGGACGCAAAGUUCAAGUCAUUGAGCGGAUUUGUUGAAAAACUCUCGGCAUACAGAUCCCUUUCAAACAUCACAAGUACUCUUUCUGGUCCAGCAAUUGAGCCAACAUGCAAUGCUGUUUUCGAAUUCUCGACGAUGGCUGCAAACAGUGGUAAUUUUGAGUUGGCAAGGGAAUUUUUGUCUAUCCUUCCCGAGAACUACGAUGGGUUGAAGGCCGAACAGGAGCGUAUCAACAAGGCUACUGCUCAGCCAGUUCAACGUGUUGAGCAAGGCCGCAGGAGAUACACCCAGCAAGGCGCUGCUAAUGGUAGGUUCAGUGGAAGCUCUCCAGCGAAGCCUGGCUUCAAUCCUUUGGCCAACAAUGCUGCUCCACCCUACGGUGGAGGUGCUGCUUUCGCCCGCCCACCACCUGCUGCUGGAAUGAACAAUGCCUAUCCUGGUGUUCCUCAACCUACCGCACAACCACCAUCGGCAGCUCCAGCUGCUCGUGCAGCCGCUAACCCUUACGGUAGACCCGCUCCAGCACAAACUGCUCCAGCACCAGUGGCGGUCGCUCCACCUGCAAGCUCCAAUGUGUCUGGUUCUACCGGCGCCAGAUACACGCCUCUUCAACCUGCUACAUCCGUCGUGAGCCCUCCUGCCCCACCACAGCCAACUAACAACGUCAAGCAGGAAACUGAUGGUUGGAAUGACUUACCUGACACUUUCAAGGCGCAGAAGUCUGCCAGACGUGCAACCCCAGCGGCUGUCUUGUCUCCCAAGGCACCUACACCCCAGGUUGCGGCUGCUCCAUUGGCACCACCAACCAGGAAGGGUGCUGCACCAAUGAUGCCGCCACCACCAAGAGCUGCUUCUAGACAAGCUUCGCAUUCUGGUGCUUCCAGUCCUAGAAUCAAUGCUGCUCCUCGUCAGGCCUCGGUCAGUAACAAGUACGCUCCUCCUCCAUCCUCCAUUCAAAUUCCUCAACAAAAUGGAUUGUCGACACCUGGAAGCAAGGUUGCUACUCCGCUGGCUCCACCCAAAAAUCCUUAUGCUCCAAGUCAAAAGCUCAUUUGUGCCCCACCGACAAACAAUUUUGCACCCACAUCUGUGAAUCAAUUCCCUCAGGCUCCACUGCAGCCACCAAACCCAUACGGGCCACCCUCUACGGCUGCCGCUGCACCCCCAAGCAAUCCAUACGCUCCUCCACAGCAAUCGGCACAGCCUCCCUCUAAUCCCUAUGCCCCCACAACCGGUGCUAGAGGUCCCAGAGGUCAGUAUUCCACCCCUGCGUCCACGAGAGCCAGCAGAAAGCCAUCAAUUGGAAGCAUAGCACCUCCUCCAUCUAGGGCUCAGGCUAACCUUGGAUCGCCUCAUUUAGGGCCACCACCAACCGGACCACCUCCGAGAAAGGUCUCCACCCAGCCUCAGCCUAGUGUCGCGGCUCCACCAGCUGCAGCUCCACAGGGUCCUCCAAUCACCCAGGUACCUCCUCCUAAUGCUGUUCCACAAGUGCAGCCACCACCAUCAUCAUCGGUGCAUCAAGGACCGCCAGUUUCCCAAGGGCCACCACGCAAUGCUGCUGGACCUCCACCUCAAAGGAAGACGUCUGCUUUGCAGCCACCCCCACAGGCACAGGCUCCACCUCCACAGGCACAGGCUCCACCUCCACAGGCAGAGGCUCCACCUCCACAGGCACAGGCUCCACCUCAAACGCAAGCUCCUCCUCCACAGACACAGGCACCUCCACAGGCACCUCCACAAGCCACCGCUCAGCCAACUGCAGCACCUGCUCAGAAUGGCACAACAGCUUCGUCUUCGGAGGAAGUUGAUGCUAUCAUCACCACCUUCACGAAGUAUAAGGACCACAUCAAGCCUGCGGCUCCUGCGAAGUAUGAGAAGCACGUUAUUGAUAUGGAAAAGAGAUUAAACAUUUUGUUUGACCACUUGAGAAAGGGAGACUUGGUUUCUUCUGAUGCAGUUGGAAAGUUGAAUUCGAUCGCAUCUGCAUUGGAGAGCAAGCAAUGGGGCAAUGCAUCAAACAUCAACACCGAUAUUCUGGCUAAACACCCUAAUGAAAUUGGCACUUGGCAUGUCGGUGUGAAGCGUUUGAUUACCAUGGCAGAGGCUUUUGAUGCCUAA